Molecule: messenger RNA, 3686 nt
Organism: Triplophysa dalaica
Lineage: Eukaryota; Metazoa; Chordata; Actinopteri; Cypriniformes; Nemacheilidae
Product: interphotoreceptor matrix proteoglycan 1
Exons: 15
Coding region: 1-3564 (1187 amino acids)
Biological process (GO): visual perception
Source: RefSeq, a predicted model, not a curated record
AUGGGGUUGGAUGUACGGCUUCAGUUCAACAUGUCUUUCAAAUGUGCACUCUUCACCAUAUUCCUUUUUAUUCUGCCUGUCAUAGGCAUUCAAGACAAACUUAACCCAACUAACCUGCCGAGUCCACUGAAGCAGAAUUCAGGGAUGAGGACUUUAUUUGAAAUGGAACAACGUCGAAUCAAACGGUCAGAGUUCUUCCACUCUGAGGUGAAAGUUUGUCCUCAGGAAUCAGUGAGAGAUGUCAUAGCAAGUCACCAAGCAUACUACACACUAAGAGUUUGCCAGGAGGCCGUGUGGGAGGCUUUCCGGAUCUUUCUGGACAGAAUUCCCAGCAGUUCUGAGUAUCAGAAAUGGGUUCACACGUGCCAGCACGAGUCCUUGUGUAUCUCUGAUCUGGCCGUAAACUUCAGCAAUUCUCAGGAACACAUCGACAUGGUUUACAAGAGGGUGAAUCUGAAUAAUGAACAAGAGUCAGAGCUUCCAAAUGUAGUUCCCGAGCAGCCGGUUCAUCAGGUCAUAGAGUUCAGCAUCACACUGAUGGAUUCUGGGUACCAAGAGAUACUGAAAGACACAGAUUCACCUCAGUAUCACGAUCUGUCACGACAUCUCCAGGAACAGAUGCAACAUGCUUUUGAAGGCAUACCUGGAUAUAUUGAUGUACAGGUGUUAAAGAUUAGGGUUGGAAGAAUAUCAGUGGCAUAUACAGUGGUUUUUGAGGCGGUCGCAGCAAACAUUGCUGAGGAAAGAUCAGACACAGUUGUUUCAUUUGCAGGACAGAGCGUGAAGGAUAUGAUAGUUAAAACUCUCAGGGAAAAGGCAUCUCUUCUUGAUCUGAACUCGCUUACAUUUGACACAGCCAAGAAACCUUCCACAACAUUGAUGUCUGUCACCAAGGUUUCUGAAGACAUCAUAACUGAGUCCUCCAAUCAAGAUUCACACAAAGACCUUAGUUCUCCAACACAUGGAACCAAAGUUUCUUUUUCAUUGUAUCGUGAUGAUAAUGCUUUGGAUUCAACAAUGGCUUCAACUUUUGCCCCAACCAUAGCAAUGAAACCAACAAUGGAGCCUGAGAUUAAAGCGGUCAUUAUACACACGCUUGAAACUGUUCAAGGUGAAAUAAGCGAACUCAUAACCGAAUAUCUUCCGGCCCCACCUGUAAAGGGAGCUCCUAGUGAGGGAGACACCAAAACAAUUCUCACUACAGAUGGAGACAACAAUCUGACUCCAUCAGCUUCUGAUAAUCUCUCACUAGCUCCAAGUGAUGAACUGGUUGGAACAACACUGAACCCUUCACCAGAUAGUGACUUUAAUAUAAAGACCAUACCAGAUGACGUUAUAUUUAAACCAGUAACCACCACCCACAUUUUGUUCACCACUGCAACGAUGGUUACUCUAAAGACUGAGGAACCCAAGUUACCUGUCACCACUGACUCCAGCAUCACCCUACAACCGUCAACUGAGCCAAAUGAUUUCUUACCCCAUGUGACAGAUUCUAAUGAAAUUCCGGAAGUGCCACAACCAAAAAAUCCUGGAAUGGCAGGGAACUCUGAAGUGGCGAUGACUGAACCAGAAGAUGAGAUUACGUCUGAAGUUGAUAAAUUCACAGUUAAGCCUGUAGAGGUAACUGAACCGGCAGAGAGUAUUGUGAAUUCUAAUGAUCGGGUUUUAGGACCUGCAGAAGUGACUGUAGCAACAGAGUUUCUAGUUGAGUAUAACACAUUACAACCAGUUUUGGUGGAACCAAAGGAAGAUAAGACUGUAAAAUCAAGCAAGCAGAAUGUAGAGGAACAAAAGAAGGAGGUUGUUGUCAAAGAACCAGACAACAAGGAAAAUAUGCAACACAAAACCAAGGAAGAGGUUGAAGAUGCUGUUGAGGUAACUGAUCCCAAGGGUGCAACUGAAGUACAGCAAAUUGAAGUACCGCAUAUUGAAGUACCUCAUUUAAUAGAACCUAAAGAAGUGGAUGGAGAUGUUGUGGAACUUCAAAGAGAUGCUCAUGGAUCAGAACUGGAAAAGAUCAACACUGAAGAGACUGAUUUGGGGAUGGCAACUGAAGUACCCAAAUCUACUGAACAUCCUGUAGAGAGGAUCAAGAUUGAACCACCAAUAAUUUCUGUGACAGACACCUACCCUGGAGGACAACCGGAGUUGGACAUCAGUAAGCCUGAACCAGAGUUUAUAGAGGAAGCUCCAGAGAUACCAUUCAUUGUUCCAGAGGGCAAGACUGUAGAACCAGAGGUUCCUGUGGCCGAUGUUCAAUCUACCAUAUCAACUGCAGCAGACUCGCUACCUGAAAUGAUCACUGGACCAGAUUCAAAGGAAGAUAAAGACUUUCUAAGUGAGGAGCAAGAGAUCUCACAUACAGACACUGAAACAGACAAAGUCCCUGUAGAACAUACUGAAGACACUGUAUCACAGCCAGCGGAGACACUUGUGGCCCUUCCAUCCUUGACAACUUUAACUGAAGACCCUGGACUUCUUGAAGCAGUUUUUACGGAUGAAUCCGUGCUCGCUUCAACACCAGUCAAAGAGGAAUAUGAUUCUCCAACUGAAAAAACACAAUCUCCCAUUGCCCAGGCCACUGUACCUGCAGUGCUGGACAAUGUGCACAUUGUGGAAACGGAGGAACCUAUUCAUUUGAAAGACUUGGAUGUAGUAAGUACAGAGACCAUUGACUGGUUGAGUUAUGACGUUAGAUAUUCUUUUCCAGAUGAAGAACGUCCCUUGAUUACAACAAGGGCACCAUCACUCAAGUACAUGACAACUCCCUCAAUGACCACCGCUAGCAACAGCAAAGAGCUUGUUGUGUUUUUUAGCUUGCGUGUCACUAACAUGAUGUUCUCUGAAGAUCUUUUUAACAAGAGCUCUUCGGAAUACAGAUCACUGGAAAACCGAUUUAUUGAACUGCUGCUCCCAUAUCUACAGUCUAACCUUACAGGCUUUAAGCAGUUUGAGAUCCUGAAUUUCAGAAAUGGAAGCGUGGUGGUCAACAGCAAGGUGAAAUUCGGCAAGUCCGUGCCGUAUAACGUCACUCAGGCUGUCCAGUGCGUCCUGGAGGAAUUCUGUGAUGCUGCAGCUCGAGGCUUGGACAUAAAGAUCGACAGUCAUUCUUUAGAUAUAGAACCAGCGGAUGAAGCGGAUCCCUGCAAGUUUCUCGCCUGCAACGAGUUUUCCAAAUGCACUGUGAACCCCUGGACAAAGGAAGCGCAAUGUUUGUGUGAUCCAGGCUAUGUGACGCUGGACGGAUCGCCAUGCCAGAGCCUCUGUGUUGUCCAGACGGAUUUCUGUCUCAAUGGAGGAGAGUGUGAGAUUGUUCCAGGGCAUGGUGCUGCUUGCAGAUGUCCCGUAGGUAAAUUCUGGCACUUUCUCGGGGAGAGAUGUGCAGAGGUGGUCUCCGUGCCUCUAGACCCUUUUCUUUCUCUAGUGUUCCUCGUGGGGGCUCUGGCCUUUCAAUAUGCCAUCAUUACUCUCUUGUUAUCUUUGUGCAGGAUAUGUGUACGGACCAGAAAGACACUAACUCUAGUAGAGCGAGAGCAGACCACCAUACCAGGCCUGACAAGUUAAUCUCAGACGAUUUCUACAUUUAUCACUUUUAUCAGAGAUGGGAACUGUGAUGCUUGUCCAGCCAUGAAAGAGGUUUAGAUGUACAGUACAUCCCAUAAUCCUGCAAACCAUGACGACUUCAG